CUAGGGUUCUUCUCUGUACUUCGCUCGCCGGCAUAAAAGAGUCAAAGAGGAAGAAGAAGACACAGUAUCAGAAUCAAAAAUGAAGGGACGCCAAGGAGAGAGAGUUAGAUUGUAUGUUCGAGGAACAGUCCUCGGUUACAAAAGGUCGAAGUCGAACCAAUACCCAAACACAUCUCUGAUCCAGAUCGAAGGAGUGAACACGACAGAGGAGGUUAAUUGGUACAAGGGAAAGCGCAUGGCGUACAUCUACAAGGCAAAGACAAAGAAGAACGGUUCUCACUACCGUUGCAUCUGGGGCAAAGUCGCUAGGCCACAUGGUAACAGCGGUGUUGUCCGUGCCAAGUUCACUUCAAACCUACCACCAAAGUCAAUGGGAGCUAGAGUUAGAGUGUUCAUGUACCCAAGCAACAUAUGAGAGGAGGAGGCUAGAUUCAAGACGUGGAAUUCAUUUCACAAGCAUCAGAAGGAAGCUCCCAUUUUCAUAUUUCUCAGAAGCUAAUAGUUUUUAUCCUUUUUUCACCCUUUUUUUUUGUCAGAUUUGUUUAUCUCUAGACGAAGUAAAACAUUAAUUUGAUGGAAUUGCAAAACAAAAAUGAGUUGCCAAUUUAUUUUCCCUACCUUA
Molecule: messenger RNA, 622 nt
Organism: Brassica oleracea var. oleracea
Lineage: Eukaryota; Viridiplantae; Streptophyta; Magnoliopsida; Brassicales; Brassicaceae
Product: 60S ribosomal protein L35a-2-like
Exons: 5
Coding region: 80-415 (111 amino acids)
Biological process (GO): cytoplasmic translation; ribosomal large subunit biogenesis
Cellular component (GO): ribosome; cytosolic large ribosomal subunit
Molecular function (GO): structural constituent of ribosome
Source: RefSeq, a predicted model, not a curated record